AAUGCUGGCCAGCAUUGGCGAAAGCAGCAUUUCAUUUUGAUUGUCGUGCGCACACAUCGUUCAAGUCGUCGUCGUUGUCGGCAGCGCUGUCGACACGCUGUGUGUGUGGUGACCAACGUUGUUACCGUUGUCGUUGUUGUCUUCUUCGUCUUCGUCAUCGUUAUCGUCAUUGUGUUUGCCUUGUUGUUGUGUCGAGUCAACAUCACAUUGUGCUGCCGCUGCUACAGCUACUCCUGCUGCCUGCUGCCACUGCUGCCUUGCUUUCAUUGUAUAUUGGGCUGUCAGCUCUCAACGUUGUCAGUGUCAAAAAGAUGUUUUAGUCGACAACUGAACGCUUCAACGGAAUCAUGUCGAAUCAUUUCAAUAGUGUUGCGUUUACUCUUACCAAUACUAAUAGAACUACGACAACAACAACAACAACAAAAGCAAGCAGAAUAACAACUAUUUUCGCAACAACUAAAAUUAACGCCGCAGCGAGAACAACAACAAAAACAAGAGACAGCAGCUUCACUUCACUUGUUAGCGACAGUGCAUAUUUGACAGUUAAAAAAAUAAUACAAACAACAGCAACAAAAACACUAACAACAGCAGCAAGCGCAUGCAAUAUUGUAAUAUUGCAUUAGCCGCAACAACAACAACAAUAACAAUAAGCAAGUGAAAACGUGUUAGACACUCAAUAAGCAAGCGAGCGUACGUUGUGUUUGUAUUUACAUAUAUAUUUAUAUAAGUGUGUGGGUGUGUGUUUGUGUUGCUACGGCUUGCUGUUGCAGCUUUUCUUGCUGCGCUUUUGGACUCAACCUAGCGCCUUUUAGUGUUGGCGGGAGUGUCGUCGCUGUUUGUUGGCGGCGUUAUCAUUUGUGUGUGCACGGGCAAGGACAUUUGCUAAACGCUGAAAUCAUAGUGUCAGCACUGACGUACGCAAUUGACAACAAUUCGAAGUUUAGUGUCAAUCAAUGGGUGCUCUAUGGAAGCUAAGGCACAGACGGACAUAACAACGCAGCAGCAGAUUAACGGUGAAAAAUAAGCAAACCAGAAAAUCGAAAAACUUUAAGCACAAAAGCUAAAUAAAUAAAUAGCGCUUAGCAACAAAAACAACAACACCAAUGAGAGACUAUAAAUUACAGCAAAUAGCUAUUAAAUCACUGGACUAAGGCGAGCUAUGCGGGAGUUGCUAUAAAAUGAAAAUUAAAACAAAAACGAAAAGAAAUUUAAUAAAAUAAAAAUAGAGGCAGCUAAAUACAAAUAAAGCGCAGGGAAAAGAAAAAACAAUAAUAAAAACAAAAACAACAACAACAGUAGCAGCAAUAGCAAAAUCGCACGUUGCCAGCAGCAGCAAUACAAGCAACACCGCAGCCUUGCCACCCACUUAAACACAAGGAAAUUGUUUACAUUGCCCUCAUUCAUAUUUGUGCCUCUACACACACCACACACAGUGUGCGUUCGUGCGUGAGUGCGUGUAUUUGCUUGAGAUUGACACUUUUUGAUGACUGUCACUCUGCGAGCGGCAACAGCAACAGGAGUGAGAGAAGCAGCAGUGCCAAAACGUCAACCGGUGUGACCGACAGGGUGACCACUGCCACGCACAUGCAGUCAGCUGGCUGUUCUGAUACAUAUAGAUUUAUAUAGAUGUGUGUAUGUGAGUGUAGGCCCAACCUACAACACGCCACAGCACAUUUAUUCACUUAUCCAGUGGAGCGUGCGUCAGCAGUAGCAGCAGCAGCAGUGAGCAUACAACAAAAACAAUAAGAAAAACAACAACAACAGCAAGCAAAUCAUUGCAAGCACAUUCCUUUCCUUGUGCUUCACAUACACAGAGCUAGCUACCAAGCAGCGUCUCAGCGCCGCAACGCCACCACCACCAUCACCUCUACUCCACUACUCCGCGCAGCACAUCACUAAACCAGCCGCCUGACAUUUGAUUUAUUUGACAUGUGUGUUUUUGAUAGAGGCAUAACACGCUAGUGACACGUUCUCGUACAAAUUCAAAAGACACCAACACACUUACAUGCAUACAUACAAAUAAAUGCUUAGUGAAAUGCCAUCCAUCUCUGCCCAGCAGCGUCAAUAGCCACCUUUAUAGUACUUGUUUGUAUGUUUGUUUGUUUGUAUGUAUGUAGCCUAGCGAACUAGUGGAGCGUCUAGAAUGUGAAAAUCUGACAGUAGAGCUACUAAAUAAAUCAGCGAAUGUCUUAAAACGAGAACAUAAAAGCAUUAGUACUAUUUAUUUUUAAAAGAAAGCAUUGCUAGAGAAAAUAAAAUAGAUAUACAACAACAACAACACAAACAAAAUGACGGCGCAAAUUAAUCGCGGUUUCCGUGGACACUGAUAAAUCAGUCAUACAAAGUGUAUGCGACAAAUGGCAAGUGUUUAAUACAACAAGCCUUGUGAAUGCCACGUUUAUAACGGCAAAAUACCAAAAACCCCCGCACGCACGAGUGCCAAAAGCAACAACAAAAAAAAACACAGAAAAGUAAAAUUAAAAUCAAUUAAACGAGGAAGGCGAGGAAAAAAAGAAAAAAUAAUAAUAAAAAAACAACAACAAAAUAUAUAAAAUUUAUAAAAUUAUAAAGUCACAACAAUAAUAAUAACAACAGAAAAAAAGAAAAAAAAACAACAACAAAAAAUAUAAAAAUUAUAAAUCAACAACAAUAUUAACAUCAACAACCACAACUAGGCCGCCAUUGAACGUUAAUUCUUUGUUCGUGUAAAUGCUGUGUUUGCGUUUGUAAUUGUGCUUUCUCAGCGCAAUUAAAUACCGGUGUGUUUGUUCGCACAUUGCUUCAUCGUUUUUUUUUUUGUGAGUAAAAAAAAACACCGGCAGCUAAGAAAUGAUGUUGCACGAAGCAGUUAUGCUGGAAAUUUAUAGGCAGGCGCUCACAGCAAGUGAGUUAACCAGCCCGCGUUGCCAAUCGCGCGAGUCAAAUGUAUCAGCAGCGGCUAUGGAGGGACGUUGUCCUUCAAACGGCUCGCAUUGCUCCGGCAAUGAGCGUUCCACAACACCCGCAACGAGCUCGCUACCCAGCACACCACCAGCAGGACUACCACUGCAGGCCACACUAGCACCGGCUGCAGCAGCCGCCUUGCUGCCACCACAAUCCGCCGCCAUGGCUGCAUACUUCAAUGCCGCGGCAGCAGCAGCAGCACAACAAAAUCAUCUGUUGCUAACCAAUCCGCUGGCAGCUGCAGCAUCACUGGUGCAACAAGCAACACAGGCGCACUCGCCAACAACAAAUCGACAGCCUGCAACACCCACCUCACCACAAACGGAUGUCACAAUGGAUGAGCCAGUGCUGGAUUUUAGCACCAAACGCCGACGCAUGUCCGAGCGUGAGAGUGAUGAUGAGGAUGACAAUGAGGAGCGCAAUGAACAUGAUGGUGGAGCUAAUAAUGUUGAUGCAGUAAUGGAUGCAAAUAGUCCGCUUGAUUUGACAGUUGGUGGACGUAAACGCGCCUCAACAGUUGAAGAACCGCCUCACCUGACAAUGCGUAAGACGUUACGCACCGCAUUGCCAACGGCAGCCAGCAAUUGGGUGCCCACAAUCAAUCCAUAUUUAGCCGCUGUGGCCGCAGCCAGCUUAUCGCCACCCAAAUCGCCACUCUCGCCACUCGAAUGGAGCGGUAAACACAAACUAUUGCCAAAUGAAGCUACCAAAGCGUUAGAGAAAAUGACUGAAAUGACAAGACUUGGCUCGGCUACAGACAGUGCCGAGCUACCGCCUCACCGCCAACUGAGUGCGAAUGGCAACAACAACAACGCGAACAGUGGUGGACGACACAGUGCGUGGCAGUCGCAUUGGCUGAAUAAGGGCGCCGAUGCCGUGCGCGAUGUCUUCAAGUGUGUUUGGUGUAAACAGAGUUUUCCCACGCUCGCCACUUUGACGGUACACAUGAAGGAGACGCAACACUGUGGUGUCAAUAUGCCAGCCACGGCGACCGCAAACACCGGUCUCUCCACCAAUGGCAGCGGCGGCAAUCAGACAGCUCAAUCGACACAUCACUUACGUCACUCGGCUAAUGCCGGCCAAAUGUCGGCUACAUCGGCAAGCGCAGCAACAACAACGCACACAACAACUGCCGCCGCCGCCAAUAAAUCUGAUCUCAAUUUGUUAAUCAAAGAAACGAUGCCAUUGCCACGCAAGCUGGUGCGUGGCCAAGAUGUCUGGCUGGGCAAAGGAGCCGAGCAAACGCGCGAGAUACUCAAGUGUAUGUGGUGCGGACAGAGUUUUCGUUCGUUAGCCGAAAUGACGUCGCACAUGCAGGAGACGCAACACUACACGAACAUAAUAUCCCAAGAGCAGAUCAUUUCAUGGAAGUCGACGGAUGAUAAGAACUCGAAUAGCAGCAGCUCGACAUCGAAUGGCGGCGGCGCAACGACAACAACAUCAACAUCACCUGUCGUGACAACGCCACCAACGUCCGCGAAUACCGCCGCCGCUGCAAUGCUCGCUAGUCCCAACAACCACCAGCACAACAACAACAAUACGGCGGCUACUGUAAGUGCCGUGCUAACAUGCAAGGUGUGCGAUCAGGCGUUCGCCACGCUCAAGGAGCUCAGCAAUCACAUGAUGAAAAAUUCACACUACAAGGAGCAUAUGAUGCGUGCUAUGGGCGGUGUGGAGCAUGCCGCAAUGACACCGACCACUACAGCAGCCACUACCAAUGCGGGACGACGUGGCGGCCGACAGCUGCGUGAAAAACGCAAAAAGUCAUUGCCAGUGCGUAAGCUAUUGGAGUUGGAGCGUGCGCAACAGGAUUACAAACUGAACAGUUUGGACCCGGCACUGAAGCCGUUACGUGACUUUGCCGCCACUACGAAGAUUACAUGCGAGAAAUGUGGUGAGAAGAUCGAGACAGCGCUAUUUGUCGAUCACAUACGGCAAUGUCUGGGCGGAAUGUUGCUGGUGCCGGCACGCAAUCACAACAACAGCAGCGAUAGUUUGAAAUCAACUUUCAAUGCCAUCGAACAGCUGGCAAGUCCACAAACUCCGAGCGGCCGCAGUGAUGGACGCAAAACCGCCGAUAGCAAUAUGUCACAUGCCUCCGCCACGCGUCCAGAAAUACUAUAUCCAUUACCAAAGGAUGGUGAAAAGGCGAGCACAUCUUCCACACCUUCGGUGCUCAAUGCCAUCGAGCAACUGAUCGAGAAAAGUUUCGACACACGUCCACGUAAUAGCGGCGGUAACUACGCCAGCAGCGGUAAUGGCAGUCAACGCAGCACACCCUUGGGUUCGAGCAUUUUGAAGCGUCUCGGUAUUGACGAUAGCGUGGACUACACGAAACCACUCUUAGAUCCACAAACCAUGCAUUUUAUGCGUUCUUAUUCCAACUACUCGGCGCGAGAUCGCAGCGCUAGUGAAUCCAGUUCGAUAUCCGAGCGUUGCAGCAGUCGCAUCGAGUCAUUUACGCCCGAACGGAGUGGCGCAGAGCGCGCAUCGCAAGCGACACCACGUCUUACACCAGACAAGUUGGUGGCAACGAAGGAGCAGAAAGCCGUUGCUGCAGCUGGAGAAGACGAAGCCGCUUCCGUAAUGAAUACAGAGUUGUUGAAUAUCAAAUCGGAGCCCACAGAGUCCACCGAACCCAACAAUGAGUCACAAGAGCUGCCAGCGAGCGAGCAGAAGGACGCCAUGAAUUUGUCACCACAAAAGAUAUCCGUUAAGAAGGAGUUCAAUAUGAUCGAUAACCACGAAGAUGAGCGUCAAUCGAGCGAUGCGCUGCAUUACAAGCCGCAAGCGCGUACACCCUGCUCGCGCGCUACAAGUCCAAGCGCCAGCGAACGCUCAAUUACGCCCAAAUCCAUGGCUUCACCGGCGGAUAAGCGCUUCACCGCAGUGGGUAGCAGCCUCACAGCGCUCUCUUCCAUGUUUGAUAGCUUAAAUAAUAUGAGCAGUGGCGCGGUUAACGCACAGUCUCACACUAACGCCGACAGUUUUACCAGCGCUGAAACUAAUAAUAACAACAACAACAAUACAAAUAAGAAAUCGAAUGCGAAUCCGCUCGCUGCGCUGCAGAAACUCUGCGAAACCACUGAGAAGCCAACAAUGAAGACGCGCAGCGCCACUUCGAAUGGCAUCAGUCACAACUCACAGCUGUCGGGCAAUAUGAUGGCGUUCAGUUGGGCCUGUAAUGAUGCCGUGCAGAAUACGAAUGCGGAAUCGAUGAUCAAGUGUACACAAUGCGAUGCCGUUUUCAGCUCAAAGGGCGCCUACCGCCAUCACUUCUCUAAAGUACAUUACAGCAAGGAGGAUUGUGGUGAGUUAAAUACUUUGGCUAGCACCAUUAAAUCGCCAUCAUCACUGGCUUGUUCGCCAAAAUCGGCUGCUGUAUCGCCGAAGAGCGCUUCGAAGAGUCCAGUGGGUGCGGGUAGCAUGAGUGCGCCCAUAAUCAAUCCAUACAGCGAGAGUUCACAAUCAAAGUUCCUCAAAUAUACCGAAUUAGCGAAGCAAUUAUCGUCGAAGAAUGCAUAAUGCGGCACUUCGAAGCAGUAGGAAGGC
This is a messenger RNA of Zeugodacus cucurbitae (melon fly), 6495 nucleotides long. It is a transcript of the gene tio, whose product is annotated as protein tiptop. The transcript is spliced from 3 exons. Gene Ontology annotation, biological process: regulation of transcription by RNA polymerase II. The coding region runs from base 2830 to 6468 and encodes 1212 amino acids. Gene Ontology annotation, cellular component: nucleus. Lineage: Eukaryota; Metazoa; Arthropoda; Insecta; Diptera; Tephritidae. Gene Ontology annotation, molecular function: DNA-binding transcription factor activity, RNA polymerase II-specific; DNA binding. The record is from RefSeq and is a predicted model, not a curated record.